Messenger RNA from Gracilinanus agilis (Agile Gracile Mouse Opossum), 2030 nucleotides. It is a transcript of the gene SLC49A3, whose product is annotated as solute carrier family 49 member 3. NCBI's taxonomy places the organism in Eukaryota, Metazoa, Chordata, Mammalia, Didelphimorphia, Didelphidae. Gene Ontology annotation, biological process: transmembrane transport. The record is from RefSeq and is a predicted model, not a curated record. Gene Ontology annotation, molecular function: transmembrane transporter activity. The coding region runs from base 1 to 1461 and encodes 486 amino acids. The transcript is spliced from 10 exons. Gene Ontology annotation, cellular component: membrane.
AUGUCGGAAACCUCUGCCUCUGACAGCACGGAGACUCCAACUUCGGAGAGCGCGGAGCCCAGUGCUCUGAGCGGACUGACGCGCUACCAGACCUACAAGCGGCGAUGGUUCUUCCUGGGGGUCGUCUCCUUGCUCAACUGUUCCAAUGCUAUGCUUUGGCUGAGUUUUGCCCCAGUUGCUGACAAAAUUUCUGACUACUACCAUCUCUCCAUGAUGGAGAUUAACUGGUUGUCACUCAUCUACCUGGUGAUUUCCAUCCCCUUUGGCAUAAUCGCUACAUGGAUCCUGGAUUCUUUUGGACUCCGGUGUUCGACGAUCCUGUGUGCCUGGUUGAAUGCCAUUGGGAGCAUCAUCCGAGUGAUGCCUUGCAUGUUAUUUUUGGGAAAUUAUCAUUUCAUAUUUUUUAUGAUUGGCCAGAGCUUCUGUGCUGUGGCCCAGGUCUUGGUCAUCUUCUCUCCCGCCAAGCUUGCGGCUUUGUGGUUCCCAGAACACCAACGAGCUACUGCCAACAUGAUCGCAACCAUGUCAAACCCUCUGGGCGUCCUCCUGGCUAAUGUGGGGUCUCCUGCAAUUGUGAAAAAGGAGGAAGAUAUUCCAUUAAUGCUUGGAUUCUACAUUAUCCCUGCUGGUCUUGCCUGCCUCCUCGCCACUGCCUGCAUUUGGGAAAGCGUCCCUCCAACUCCUCCAUCCAUGGGAGCCGUCAACUCCACCUCGGAGCCUUUUCUGUCAGGAAUGUGGAUGCUCCUUCAGAACAAGGCAUACAUCAUCCUGGCCCUGUGCUUUGGAGGCGGCAUUGGUGUUUUCACAGCUUUCUCUGCCCUGCUGGAACAGAUCCUCUGUGUGAAAGGUUAUUCCAAUGAAUUUUCUGGCCUCUGCGGUGCCCUGUUCAUUAUAUUUGGGAUUGUUGGUGCUUUGGUUCUUGGCCUCUACGUGGACAGGACUAAACAGUUCACUGAAGCCACCAAAGUUGGAUUUUGUCUGACCACAUUAGCCUCUAUUGCUUUCGCCGUGGUAUCUCAGUUCCAGAACCAGAUGGUGUUGGUAGCUGUGGUUUCCUCUCUGUUUGGAUUCUUUGGUUUUUCCAUUUGCCCAAUUUUCUUUGAGUUAGCGGUUGAAUGUUCCUAUCCAGUGGGAGAAGCCACUUCCACAGGUUUGGUCUUUGUGAUAGGACAAAUUGAGGGUGUCAUCAUCAUGGUCCUGGUACAAGCCCUGACCAUACAGCGCAGUGGUCCUAGCCCCUCCACAUGCCAGCUGCAGGCAGACACCACUCUGGACUGGACAAACUCUGUGUUGUUGCUGGCUGGGCUAACCUGUAUCUACAGCUGCAUCUUCGUUGUUUUCUUCUACACACCAUAUAAGCGGCUUCUGGCAGAAGGCAACCCUACCUACAGGACCCACCAGACAGGAAAGGAUGAGGAAGAUGGGUCUUCAGCCAGUGUCCCAGACACGUUUCAGUCUUAGCUUCCUGCUACUUCCCAGCACUUAGACCAGACUUCUCAAAAACAACUGAAAAAAUUUGGGUGGAAAACAUUUUCUGAAAACUUUUAUUGCUUUCUUCUUUUUUCCUACCCCAGUGGUAUUCCCUGACAAGAGAGAUGCCAAGCUGGGCAUAUGUUGCUAAAGGGAUGAUGCUCUGUUUGAUACAACUAAAGCAGCUUUUGGAGAAUGUUAUCUAUACAAAAGAUAACAUUCUCUUUUAUGUGGAGGGACCCUCUAUGCCGAGCAUUAGGGAAAGACCUCACAUUGGCAGUGAGGAUUAGGGGAUCAGACUUUUUUUAUUGGUUAAGGAGAGACUUCACACCAAGCAACUGGGGAAAGAGUUUAGGCCAUAUACCCAGGAGACACUCUGGACCAGGCAACAGGAGAAAAUUCAUACUGAAGACUCUUCAUAUUUGGUAACAAGGGGAAGGAUUUCAUAUGGGAGAUAGAGGUGGAGAGAGGAGAGAAAGGUGCAAGAGGGAUGGGAAGUGGGGAGAGAGAGAGAGAGAGAGAGAGUCUUCCAAGUAUUUUCUCAUAUGAUCCUUACAGAA